Molecule: messenger RNA, 1681 nt
Organism: Salvelinus sp. IW2-2015
Lineage: Eukaryota; Metazoa; Chordata; Actinopteri; Salmoniformes; Salmonidae
Product: heat shock protein 30-like
Biological process (GO): response to heat; protein refolding
Cellular component (GO): cytoplasm; nucleus
Source: RefSeq, a predicted model, not a curated record
GACGUGAAUAUGAAGCAUAUCCAACAGGCAAUAUCCGAUUCAGAAAAAAGCUUUCUUGCAAGACUUGAAUAGGAAAUGUAAUUUUCAAUGAGCAGCUGAAAUCACUGUCAGUCAGGUUGGCCUAUAUAGUUGUUCUGCCUUGCCAUUCAUAGCCUUGCAAAUUACAUAUGAAAAAUGAAAGCUAUUUGAAAACUAUAGUCUAUAGUUACAAUGGUGAAAAUUGACAUUCUGCAACCAUUCUGGUCCUGCCCAUUUGAACGUAAGCCUAUGCUUUUUUAAUCUUGGAGUGUAUAAGGAAAACUUAUGGGAGACGUACUAAUGACCUGGAGUGCUGGGAAACACAUAGGGAAGAAAAUAUACCCAAAAUCAUCACAGAUAAAGGACGAAAUAUUAACUGCCUAUUCUAUUACUGAACAUCCAAAUAUAGAAAAUGACUCCUAUGCACGGUGACACCCAGUGGAGAACUGAGGCAAAGACAGGAAAGUUCCUGAAGACACUGGAGCUCCAAGUGGAAGAAUAUAAAAGCUGUGAAACUCCCACUGCUUUGACAGAAACCAACACUGAACACACGGUACAAUCUCAGAGCAAGAGGACUCAACAUUAACAUUGACUGAAGAUGCUGUGCUUCCGAGUAUUCCAGUGUUCCCUCAGCCCAUUGAUGGACUUCUACAGGCCUGUGUGCAGUCUUUGGCCAGAAGUCCAACCUCUUCUCUGCCAGCAGUAUUUACUGCAGAGAAACAUGCUGGAGAUCAAGAGCAGUCUGGAGCUGAUGGAGAAACAUCAGCAGCACAUAUUUGAGGAGAUGGACCAUGUCCCAGCCUCUGUGGUCAUCCAAGCAGUCUCCUACACACUGGAGAAAGAGAGAGAGGGUUUUGCCCUGGCACUGGAGACUAAAGACUUCUCCCCAGAGGAGCUGUCUGUCAAGCAGGUGGGCAGGAAGCUGAGAGUCAGUGGGAAGACAGAGAAGAAGCAGGAUGAUGGGGAAGGCUCUUACUCUUACAGAUGCCAGGAGUUCAGACAGGAAUUUGAUCUGCCUGAUGGGGUGAAUCCUGAGACUGUCACCUGCUCCCUGGAUCAUGAUGGGAAGCUCCACAUCGAGGCUCCAAAGAAUCCAUCAUCUGCUGAGGAGGUGGCUGAGAGAGUGGUGCCGAUCAACUGUAGCCUGGAUGUGAAGAUGCCACAAUUCCUCAGCUCACAGACAGAGGGCAGCAACACAGAGGGCAGCACCUCAGGCACAUAGGAGAAACAACAGAACAGUAUUUCACAUAAAGACUGAUCAUAUUAUUAUGCUAUUUUUUAUUUGACUGGAUGUUACAUUUUCUAAUCUAUAUUUUUAUGGUUAUGAAACUGUAUGCAUUUACAUUUCAUAUCUUGUAACAAUCAAUCUGAGAUGCUAUUUAAUUGAAUCAAUCAAAUCUAUACACUAUUGCAGUCAUUAUCAACUCUUCAAUUAAUAUCAACAUAAUGAGAAUCGAUAGAGGGGCUAAAGGCUGGCCUAAAGGCUUACACUGUCUUCUUUAUAGAUUUUCUUGUUUUUCAUAUGAAUUAUCUAAAUGUCAUGAUAUGUUUAGAUAAAAUGUGUAGUUUUGUUACCAAAUAAAAUGUUCAGUAUAUAUAUAAGACAGUUGUUAAAUUCAUUUUUGUGAAAUAUACCAUUUCAGUAUGCUAGUUAGAGGGAAGU